AUGCUAUCACAGCCUCUGCACGUACUCAUUGUCGGAGCCGGCUUCGGCGGCUUGACUGCGGCCAUUGAGUGCCGGCUCAGGGGGAUGAAGGUGACUGUCAUUGAGACUUACCCUACGAGUCUCAAGUACGGCGAUGUCAUCGACUUCUUCCCCAACGGAGGGCGUAUUAUUGAGAAAUGGGACAACGGCGCAGUUGGCCGCGAGCUGAUGAACAUCUGCAUCAACCAAGGUGACCGCUUCCUGUACUUCAAGGCAGAUGGCUCCUUGAUAUGGUCAGAAGACUGGAUCCUGCAACCUCAUCACUUCUGGAGGCAGUAUGCUGGUCACCGCGGCCAGAUCCACCAAGUUGUCUUUCGCUAUGCCGAGAGGCUCGGUGUCAAGUUUAAGCUCGGCGAGCGCGUCGAAUCAUAUGUGGACGGUUCCAAACCGAAAGUCAUCACGACUAGUGGUCAAUCAUAUGAAGCCGACGUUGUAAUUGCUGCGGAUGGCCCACGCUCAAUUGCACGACAGCAAGUUCUUGGUUUACCAGACACCAAGGUGAAUAGCGGCUAUGCGAUUUUCCGGGCACAUUUCACCCUGACGGAACGACAUAAAAAUAACGAAUUCCUUCGCGACUUCUGCGAUCCUACCAAAGAUGACACUUGUCUUUGGGCUGCCCAUGAUAGCCACAUGCUCAUCUACACCUGGAACAAAGGCCAGGACCUUGGCUGGGUUUUGACACACAAGGAUACUGAUGAUAUAGGAGAAUCCUGGUCAUAUCCAGGCAAGAAGAGCGAUGUUUUGGCCUGUCUCCAGGAGAGUGGCUUUGAACAGAAGCUAUUCGAAGUCGUCAACGAGACACCAGACGAAGAUAUCGUCGACUACAAACUCGUCUGGCGUGACCCCCUGAAAACGUGGCUUAGCCCUUCAUCCCGCAUCGCAGUAAUUGGUGAUGCUGCACACUGCCAUCUUCCCACCUCGGCCCAAGGAGGAUCCCAGGCUAUGGAAGAUGGCGUGGCUCUGGCUAUUGCCUUGGAUCGGGCCAAGGGAGAUGUACCAUUGGGAAUGAAGGUUUUUGAGAGGAUCCGCUUCAACCGCUCUCAUAUUACGCACAUGGCAUCGAUCUGGAUCCGAGAUGGCUACCAUAAUGUGGACUGGGAAGGCGAAGAGAUCAAGAAGAAUCCUCAAAUCCUCAACCUCCCACGACCAAGCUGGGUCAUUGAAUAUGAUAUUGCUGCGGAGUCGGAGAAGCAUUUUGACCAAAUAUCCAAAGACGUAAAGGACGGCCGGCAGGGGACAAUAGAGGAGUUAUCAUUGCCGGCCGGCGGUGACUAUCGGCCGGAAAGCAGGAUUGUCAAGAAGGCAGACAAGGUCAUUACGGUGUAA
Molecule: messenger RNA, 1365 nt
Organism: Metarhizium brunneum ARSEF 3297
Lineage: Eukaryota; Fungi; Ascomycota; Sordariomycetes; Hypocreales; Clavicipitaceae
Gene: fmqB
Product: FAD-dependent monooxygenase fmqB
Molecular function (GO): monooxygenase activity; FAD binding
Source: RefSeq, a predicted model, not a curated record